CAAAAAUGAAACAAGAAAAUUCACUGUAGAUAAAAAAAAAAAGAAUACUUUUUUGUAUCUAUAAAUAAAAAAGCUUGAGGCUUGAAGAAUAAGUUGAUCAUUCUUUCUUGGCGACCUCAAACGAAAAUGGGACUCUGUUUCCAACCCAUCUUCUUAGCGUCUCUGUUUCUCAUACUCUUUUCUUCAAUCCCUAAACUAUUAGCACAACCUCAACAACAUUUCUUGGGACAAAACAACACAAAUUUGUUGAGCGGAGAGAGAUCAUGCAACUGGUUUAGUGGAAAAUGGGUUUAUGAUUCUUCAUAUCCUCUCUAUAGUCCAUAUUCUUGUCCCUUCAUCGACCCUGAAUUCAAUUGCCAGAAAACGGGUCGACCUGACACUAACUAUCAACACUUCCGAUGGCAACCUUUCUCAUGUUCUCUUCCCAGAUUCGAUGGGGUGAAUUUUAUGAGGAGAAUGAAAGGGAAGAAGAUAAUGAUGGUUGGUGACUCACUGAGUCUUAAUAUGUUCGAAUCGUUGGCAUGCUUGCUUCACGCUUCUCUUCCUAAUGCUAAGUACUCUCUUCGUCGAAGCCAACCUCUCACUUCCCUCACUUUCCAGGAAUAUGGAGUGACAAUACUUCUGUACAGAACACAGUUUCUAGUAGACGUGGUUCAAGAAAAGGCAGGACGAGUGCUUGUUCUUGACUCCAUCAAAGAAGCCAAUGCUUGGCUUGGCAUGGACGUUCUGAUCUUCAACUCGUGGCAUUGGUGGACUCACACCGACGGAAUCCAGCCGUGGGAUUAUAUGAGGGAAGGAAACAAGCUGUACAAAGACAUGAACAGGCUUGUGGCUUUUUACAAAGGACUAAACACAUGGGCUCGUUGGAUUAACCAUAACAUUGACCCUUCACGCACUCAAGUCUUCUUUCAAGGUGUUUCUCCUGUCCACUACGACGGAAGACUGUGGAACGAACCGUUGAAAUCGUGCAAGGGCCAAACUCAGCCGUUCAUGGGACAAAAAUAUCCAGGAGGACUGCCCUUAGGUUGGAUCGUGGUUAACAAAGUGUUGAGCCGAAUCAAGAAACCGGUCCGUCUUCUUGAUCUCACUACUCUCUCCGAGUAUCGCAAAGACGCACACCCAAGUCUCUACAAUGGUAUCGCAAAGGGUCUAGACUGUAGCCAUUGGUGUCUCCCUGGUCUCCCUGACACUUGGAACCUACUUCUCUACGCAUCUCUUACUUCAUAUUACAUUAUGGGCUUACUUUUCUCCAAAUAUUAUAACUACCAAUACUUCACGCAUAUAUUAUCCAAACAUUUGAGAACUCCCACAAAUUUGACAAGGCCUCAAAGUGGAGGAGGAAGAGGUUUGGAUCAGAGGAAAAAAGUGAAAAUGGUGGGAGACAUCGCUAAGAGAUGGAAGGAAUUGAGCGGCAAUAGCAAAUGGAAAGACCUUCUUGAUCCUCUCGACUUGGAUCUCCGCCGUUAUAUCCUCCACUACGGCGACAUGGCUGAGGUCGGGUACGUUGCCUUUAAUAGCGACCGACGAUCAAAAUACGUAGGAGAUAGCUGCUUCACCAAGGAAGAGCUCUUUGCUCGAACCGGCUACCUCAAAGCCAAUCCUUUCAGGUACGAGGUGACCAAGUACAUAUAUGGAACGUCGUCGAUAAGGUUACCGGAAUGUUUCAUAAUCAAGUCAUUGUCGAGAGAGGCAUGGAACAAAGAGUCUAACUGGUUAGGUUACAUCGCGGUGUCUACAGACGAAGGCAAGGCGUUGUUAGGGAGGAGGGACAUUGUUGUAGCAUGGCGAGGCACCAUUCAACUGUACGAGUGGGCUAACGAUUUCGAUUUCCCGCUCGAAUCAGCCAUCUCUGUUUUCCCUCGAACCGACCCGAAUGACCCGCCUCGCGUUGCCAAUGGUUGGCUUUCUCUUUACACAACCGCUGAUCCACGGUCGCGUUUCGACAAGACCAGUGCACAAGAACAGGUUCAAGGAGAGCUCAAAAGGUUACUAGAAUUGUACAAAGAUGAAGAAGUAACCCUCACCUUAACAGGCCAUAGCUUAGGAGCAGUUCUCUCGAUUCUAUCGGCGACAGACUUUCUCCACAACGAAUGGCCUAAGGCCAAACCAAGUCUCAAAAACAGGCUUUCCUGCGUUACGGUUUUCGCUUUCGGGAGUCCUCGAAUCGGCGACCUCAGCUUCAAAAGACUCGUCGAGUCUUUCAAGAAACUCCACAUAUUGAGAAUAGCGAACGUACCGGAUAUCAUCCCGCGUUACCCGGUGUUCAGGUUCAGAGACGUGGGCGAGGAGCUUCAGAUCAACACAUUGAAGUCAGAGUACCUGAAACGGUCUCUAAACAUCAAGCAUUUCCAUAACCUCGAGGCUUACUUGCACGGCGUUGCGGGGACACAGCAAAAUCAAGCUGAGUUUAAGCUGGAGAUCAACAGAGAUAUCGCGCUGGUCAACAAAGGUUUAGAUGCUCUUCAGGAUAAGUACUUAAUUCCUGGGAACUGGUGGGUUCUUGAGAACAAAGGGAUGGUUCAAAUGGAUGAUGGGACAUGGAAGCUUAACGGAGACAGGGUAAAGUAUGAUGAUGAAGAAGACGAAGAAGAAGACGAAUGCAAAGUACCAUGA
Thlaspi arvense is the source of this 2613-nucleotide messenger RNA. The record is from the annotation of a GenBank genome assembly. Lineage: Eukaryota; Viridiplantae; Streptophyta; Magnoliopsida; Brassicales; Brassicaceae.